Peronospora belbahrii is the source of this 1674-nucleotide messenger RNA. The record is from the annotation of a GenBank genome assembly. Lineage: Eukaryota; Oomycota; Peronosporomycetes; Peronosporales; Peronosporaceae.
AUGGAUACAUUUCAGUAUCCAAAGAAAUUAAAGACAGAAGGAACAACAAGUGCUGAUUCCAGUGGUGGGACGUCUACCGGUACGUCUACCGGUACGAGUGCUGCUGCUAUAGCUGGUGAAGAUCGUUUACGUGCAAUGGAAGCUCAAUUGGAACAUUUGGAUCCUGAUUCCAAGGAAGCCAAGAAAAAACGUCGAUUGAUACGUAAUCGUAUGUCAGCUCAACUCCAUCGAGAACGGAAGAAAGCUUAUGUUGGUCAAUUGGAAGAUCAAUUACAAGCAAAAGAGAAUCAAUUGAAACGCUUGCAAGAACAACUUGCUGCAUUAGCAAUGGAAAGUGAACAAUUGAAACAACAAUUGAAGCAAAAGAAGCACGAAGAGAUGACGACGACGACGACGACGGCGACGACGACGGCGACGACGACAAUGUGUAUGAGUAUGGAGCAAGAUAUGGUGAUACCAAUUAAGAUGGAACCAGUUUUAGUGGAAAAGAAGGGUAUUGGACUAGAGGAACAGCAUCAGCUAGGACAAGGACUACAGCAACAACAACAACAACAAGCUACGGUUGAUUGGACCGUCUGUUUAGAUGAUGUGGAUGAAGCGAUGGUUGGAGAAGAUUUGCUCUGUGAUCUAGAUGAAUCACCUUUAGCUGCCUAUGGACUUCAUUCAAUUAGUGAAGAUCCAAUGACGACAGCAUUGGCAGAAGAAGAAGAGCGACAGAAAUUACAAGCACAGACGCAAUCGUGCCAUGAGAUUCAUGCUGCAAAAAAAAACUUGGCCAUGAUGAUGGCGAUGAUGUUUUCGGUCACGUUUUGCGGACAGGGUGAGUCAGUUGCAAACGUCACGAGUGGCAGCAACUUUUCCUCGAUGUUUAACGUCGUACCUGUGAAGGAAUUAUCACAAAUGAGCAUUGCAUCACGGAUAGUGGCGUGUCUUGAAAAGACAUCGUGGGAGGACUUCCAGGAUGUGUCCUCGUGGACGGCGUCUGCGGCUAGUGCAGCAGCUGCUGCUGCCGUCGCUGUGUCAGCUGACAAGAAGUCGCGCUCGUCAUCGACCCAAAAGCCAGCGGACUCGCCGUCUGCAUCAUCAGACGUGACGGAUGCGGGAUCGUGUGCUUCUCCAAAGGAGCUAAAGGAUGAUGGCAUGAGCUUUGACACGGAUCUGAUUGAGGAGUUUGUGUACCCAGUGGACGAGCCAUUCGCCCCCGCGCUUGCUGAUACCAAUUGGUUUGGCGCUGACAGUGCCGACUUUGGCCACAGCGACGUUGAGGGCGACGACAAGCCUAUUUUGGAGACCAAGACGACGUUCAAGCCCGUGUCGAUGACCUCGCGUUUGUACGAGAAGUUGACAAAGCUUUGGAACGAAAAGAAUCAAGUGAUUCUGACCGUGCUGAACAGCAAGAACGAAGUGAUUCGGCGUUCUGUAGCAGACAUGAGUACGAUCCGCAAGGGAAUGUCUACCGGUGCUCUCUUCCCGACAACUGCUGCAACCGCUUCGUCCUCGUCAAAUGACAAGCUGCUGAAGCAGCACGACCAUUCGGUCACGUUUCUCUACCCGCUGAGUGCGUUCUCAGAGGACCAGCGUUCGGCUGCCUUUCCUAAUGGCGGUACUUCAGACCAGGUAUUUCUGGAAGUAUCGUGCCAGAUCAAUGGUGUGGCUGAUUCUGUGCUACUAUAG